GUUCCGAGAGCCUCCGCUCCGACAACAAGCCACCACUUCUCCGCCUCCCCUGCACUCUACGGGAACUCCCCGCGUUGCACUUCGAGCGUCGGUCGUCUUUGCUGCCUUUCUCUCUCUCAUCGGACGUGGAGCUCCUGAGGAAGCAUCAUGAGGGCUUCUCUGCUGCUGGUUUUCGCUCUCGCGGCUCUUGUGGCGGCCGCUGAGGCGAAAAAAUGCAGGGGCGAGUGCGUGCCCGCCGGCUCGUGUGAAGGGAAGUUGGCGAGGGGCGACUGCGCCGACUCAGAGGUCUGCUGCGUGACCGGGGGAAAUGUGGACAUCAAAAGGAACUGCAACCCCACCCGCAAAUGCAGCAAGCUCAACGGUGAAUGCAGGAGGAAGAGCUGUCUCCCUGGGGAAGUGAAGUACAGGAACAAAGGCAGGAAAACCUUCUGUACGGGCAAGAGGAAGUGCGUUUGCUGUGCCAGAACAUGCGAAAACAAGGGCUUGUGCAACCUCAAGGGCGGUUUCUGCCAGCCCAUAUCCCUGCCUUGCGACGGCACGCUGGAGACCGGGAAACCCUACUGCAAGGCCAACAAGAAACUGAAGGGAGGCAAAAAGAACAAGUGCGGCUGCUGCAUUCCAUCAGACGACGGACAUGAAGACCAACAUUGGGGAUAUGAAGGCAGCACAGGUCCCGAUUUCUGGCCAGACUUGUUCCCUGAUUUCUGUGCUGGCACAAGUCAGUCACCAAUUGACCUGAAUGACGACGAUGACACGCUUGUAACUUCGACCGAUGACUGGGUGUUCAGCAGAUAUGAUACUAUUCCUAAUCAAAUGAUCAUUAAGAACAAUGGACACUCGGCCCAGGUUGAAUGGACCACGACAGCCAUUGGUGAAGUCCCACACGUGUCCGGUGGGAACUUGGGCGGUGAAUUCGCUUUCGCUCAAUUCCAUUUCCACUGGGGAAAGAAAAACAAUAGGGGCUCCGAACACACCAUCAAUGGCAAAACAUUUCCUGCCGAGCUUCACCUGGUGCACUUCAAUACCAAGUAUGAUACCAUUGGCGACGCGGUAGCUCAAGAAGACGGUCUUGCUGUGCUGGGGAUCAUGCUAAAAAUCGCCAGUGAAGAUAACGAGAAGUUGAGCCCAAUUAUCGACGGAUUAAGUACUAUAACACAUUCAGGCAGCCAAGAAACGCUGGCAACACCCUUCGCUCUUAGCGACUUGCUGCCAGACGAUGUUACCACCUUCUACAGGUACUCAGGUUCCUUGACAACCCCCACGUGUAACGAAGUCGUCACUUGGACUGUCUUCGAAGAUCCUAUUACUAUUUCAAAUAACCAGAUUGAGGAAUUCCGGAAGCUUCUCGAUGACGCAGAGAACCCCAUUGUAGACAACUUCCGUCCUGUCCAGCCCCUCAACGGCCGUUUACUUGAGAAAAUCCAGCUGGAAUAAGGACCAUGAGGCCCACACAACUUGGAACCGAGACCGACAACUUGGAACUGGACAGCCUUCUCUACUAUAUCUCAAACCUUGUUACAGAAGAAAGUGUCAAAAUUCAUGUACAGAGAUCCUUCUUAGGGGCGAGGGCAAAAUCCGGAAAUUUUACCUGGACCGCUGUUUGCUUCAGAGCAGGGGUGGGCAAUAAAUUUUUACAAGAAACCUGAAUUGUGAACUUAAUUCUGCCCAAGUUUCUUCCUUUGUAAAAUGCGCUAAAUUAUAUAUUUAGUGCAUUAUAUAUUUACUAUAUUACAUACUAAAGUAUAUAUUUAGUAAAUUAUAUAUUUGCUGAAUUAUAUAUUUGGUCCCUGUCCGGCCCGUGAGAGGCCGGACAGGGACUAAAUAUAUAAUUCAGUAAAUAUAUAAUUACAAAGGGCCGGAUGUGGCCCGCAGGCCGUAGUUUGCCCAGGUGUGCUUUAGUUUUUUUUUUUUCUUUUUUUGUUGUUUGUGUAUGUUCUUUCCUCUUUCUUUGAGUGUUUUCGGUGUUUGCAGUAAAUAUUCUGAAAUAUAUAGACAGCAUUUCA
Messenger RNA from Penaeus vannamei (Pacific white shrimp), 2003 nucleotides. Lineage: Eukaryota; Metazoa; Arthropoda; Malacostraca; Decapoda; Penaeidae. The record is from RefSeq and is a predicted model, not a curated record.